AUGUUUGCCAGCGCAUUAUCAUCGAUACUUAAUAAACACACUUUAACUGGAGAGAAUUUUGCCGAUUGGAAAAGGAACCUAAAAAUCGUCCUAACCUUUGAGAAACUGAAUUUCGUACUGAAUACACCUUGUCCUCCGGAGCCACCUGUUGAUGCUCCUAAUGAGGUUUUCCUAGCAUAUCAACGCUGGAAGGACUCUGACGAUAUGGCCCGCUGUUAUAUGAUAACGAGCAUGUCCACUGUGCUACAAGCACAACAUGAAGAUUACAUAACUGCUCGUCAGAUUAUGGAUAAUUUUGAGGACAUGUUCAGCUACCAAGCCACUGAAAAACGUCAGGAAGCCCUAAGUAAUCUCAUUAAUUACAGACAAAAGGCUGGGUCUUUCAUAAAGGAACAUAUGCUGAAGGUGAUGGGCCAUUUAACUGACGCUCAUACCAAUAGGGCCGACAUCGAUGCUGAGUCUCAAUUGACCAUGAUCUUUGAAACUUUCAAAUGA
Messenger RNA from Morus notabilis, 495 nucleotides. RefSeq lists its product as uncharacterized. The transcript has a single exon. NCBI's taxonomy places the organism in Eukaryota, Viridiplantae, Streptophyta, Magnoliopsida, Rosales, Moraceae. The record is from RefSeq and is a predicted model, not a curated record. The coding region runs from base 1 to 495 and encodes 164 amino acids.